Molecule: messenger RNA, 1924 nt
Organism: Tyto alba (common barn owl)
Lineage: Eukaryota; Metazoa; Chordata; Aves; Strigiformes; Tytonidae
Product: histone lysine acetyltransferase CREBBP-like
Exons: 3
Coding region: 159-458 (99 amino acids)
Biological process (GO): positive regulation of transcription by RNA polymerase II
Cellular component (GO): histone acetyltransferase complex; transcription regulator complex
Molecular function (GO): transcription coactivator activity; chromatin DNA binding; histone acetyltransferase activity
Source: RefSeq, a predicted model, not a curated record
GCCCCGCCCCCCGGGGAGGGCCGGGCGCCGUCGGCCGUGGCUGCCGCUCACGUUCCGGGAAACUCCGUGCCCUGAAGAGUUUUUUUUUUUCGUCGUUUCUCCGGUGGGCGUUGUGGAACUGCUGCUUCCUUCGGUAAACUGCAGCAGCGUAGGUCGCCAUGAGCUCCGGGACACUCGGCUUGGGGUCAGGAGACUCCGAGCUGUCAAGGGGCAGCCAGAAGCAGUGGCAUGGAGAAGUCACUCAGGAUCUCCGAAGCCACUUUGUUCAUAAAUUAGUCCAAGCCAUCUUUCCUACUCCUGACCCUGCAGCACUGAAGGAUCGGCGUAUGGAGAAUCUGGUGGCAUAUGCUCGGAAAGUGGAAGGGGAUAUGUAUGAAUCGGCAAACAGCAGGGAUGAGUACUAUCACUUGCUAGCAGAGGAGGUCUGUAAGAUUCAGGUGGAGUUGGAGGAUAAAUGAAGAACGCAGCUGCAGAAGCAAAACAUGAUCCCAAAUGCUCCGGGCAUGCCACAGGCUCCCAUGAAUCAAGGGCCCAACAUGGGACAGCCCCAGCCAGGGAUGUCUGCAAGUAAGAAUGGUUGGGUUACUGACUGCCAGGUGCAGGGAAUCCUGUACUUCCAUUAUCAUCAUGGUCAGGCUGGUGACCAUUUCCCUCUUUUCAUUUCACAGUUACCUUUGUAAAAUUAGUCUGCAAAAAGUUGAGCAGUACAGUUUUAUUUUUUAAUUUCUUCUGUUUGCUUGUUGGUUUGCUGAGCUGUUCUACCUUACUUUCCUUUUUCAAAGACAGUAUUGUAAAUGUAUGACCAAGGGUUACGAGUCUAUAAACAUUUUUUCUUCAAGUUGGCUGCCUUCUAAAUGGAACCCUUGCAAUGUUUUUUAUUUUCUUACAGUGUCAGCAUAAGAAGUGAGAGAAAAAGCAUUACUAAAGCCAUGUGCCCCUUCCCACUGCACUCAAGAAUUUGGUAGCUGGCCCUGUAAUCAGAAUAGCUUCCACUUGGUGCUGGAAGUGAAACUAGGCCCAUGGACUGCCAGGAUUUUCAUGAGCACUUUGAAAUGACAGAGUAGAACAUUAAAAGAGGAGGCUCUGGAGGAGCAGCAAAUGAAUUUAUGAAGCCUGGGGUCCUGGAGCAUGAGCUCCCCACCCCAGAGCAUGGGUGAGGGGACAGUCCCAGGAGAAAAGCACAAAGAGCCAGUGUGCCAGUGCUCCUAAAGAAAGGUGUGGUGAUGAGGGACACAGCUGGUGCUGAAGUAGGAAAAACUGCUCCAGCUGCACAACUUGGAGUUGAGCACCUGUGUCCAGCUCUGAGAAAGCAGCCUGGCUGCUGUCCCGCAGGUAAAAUCCUUCCCAUUGCACCCUGAACUCCAUCUGUGCUUUCACCUGACAGCAGCCUUUUUUAUAAUGAUCUUUCUAAAAUUUUUAUUUCAGAUGGCAUCAAAACAGAGACCAGGCCGAGAGCAGCAGUAGGGAAGGAGGCAGGAAAAGUGAAGUCUAAUCUAAGUUUUGGGGUUUGAUUUCUUGAGAUUGUCAGUGUUGUUAUAUCCCUAGAGAAAGGAGCUGGCUUUACAAAGAUAUUGUGAUUAAUGUUACAUAACAAAGUUUUUAUCAUUAAAGAGAAUAUCAGUAUUGCUUAAUUUAAAUUUGAUUCAAUUAUUUAAAUACUAUUAUUUAUUGAAAAAGUUUAUUUAGAACCGCAGUGGCAAGUGAACAGCCAUGGGAUGGGGACUGCCUUUAAAAAUAUUUUGUGUCAACACAGAACUCCUUUUUUUUAAGCUCUCAAGAAGCCUGGAGCCAGCCUGCCUGUGACCUAAGGGAGCAGUGCUGCCUGUUCUGCCCUGGGAAGGAAGCAGGGGCUGCACACCAGCAAUAGCUCAUAGUGUGUUACAUGGAAGAUUGCUGCAGGAAGAGAGAUUUAAUGAACCUUUAA